AUGAUGAUUAUACGAGAUGGCAAAAAGUUCCGUGCAAAACCUACUAUUGGUGGCGUGAAUGCGAAUCAGGAGAUGAUGGGCAUAUUAUGUAUUGAGGCUCAGCAGGAUAGGCAUCAAUACAGCGAGACGGUGGAAUGCGCAGCAGCUAUAAAUACGCGUACAAAUGCAAGUCGAUAUUCGGUCUCAGAUGAAGCCGAUAGAUAG
This is a messenger RNA of Botrytis fragariae, 204 nucleotides long. RefSeq lists its product as uncharacterized. NCBI's taxonomy places the organism in Eukaryota, Fungi, Ascomycota, Leotiomycetes, Helotiales, Sclerotiniaceae. The transcript is spliced from 2 exons. The coding region runs from base 1 to 204 and encodes 67 amino acids. The record is from RefSeq and is a predicted model, not a curated record.